AUGGGUAUGAGCGACUGUUUAGCGCUGCAGCUGAAGGGCGGCAGCAAAUACUUUGAAGCGUUUGAUUUAGUAAUGCUGGGUUGUGUUGCAGUGAGGCUGCAGCGUUCAGGUGUACGUACACCUGAGCUGUGGCAGAGAUUGCUGCGUCGAGCAGCAGCAGCAGCAGCACAAGCAGCAGCACAAGGUCCUGAGGUUAGCCUUGUUGCUGCUUUUGCUGCAUUUGCUGCUGCUGAUGUGCGUAUACUUUCAGCUGUACAGACGCUUCAGGGUGCACUUAUACACAGCAUCGGGAAGCUGCUGCCUUUAGAUGUUGCUGCUGUACUUACAGCAGCUCAAAACCCUUUCUACUUUUCACACAAGUUGCAGGACGCCGCUUUAACUCAGCUGGAGUUGCUGCUGCAGCACUACUGCUGCUGGGACGCCGCAGAGUUUGUUGCUGCACUUUCUGCUUUAGCUGCGCUGGGAGCAAACGAACCGCAAAUCAUCAAAGCCUUAGGCAAGAUAUCUGCUGCUGCUGCUGCUGCUGCUGUUGCUGCUGCUGCUGCUGUGGCUGCUGCUGCUGGGGAGGGUUUGCUGCUAGCUGGUGGUGCUGGUUUGUCUCCUUCUUCGUUGAUAGACGCAAUCGAAGCUCUUUGUCUUGUUUACCCUGUCCUCAGCAACUGUGUGCACUUCCAGCAGCCACGCAGCAGCAGCAGCAGCAGCAGCAGCAGCAGCAGCAGCAGCAGCAGCAGCAGCAAAGGGAAGCUUGAACUCAGUGCACAUGUGAGGACCCCCCUACCGAAUGCUUAUCCUUCUUCUCCUCCGCAGCAAACACCUUAUAACACCCCUAUUUCAUAUAAACCCAGCAAGCAGCAGCUGCUGCAGCAGCAGCAGCAGCAGCAACAGCAGCAGCAGGAACAGGAGAAGCAGGAAUUUCUGAAGAGAGUGAAGGAGAUGCAGAUGGGUAACGGUGAUCAAGCUGCUGCUGAAGCUUCUUUAUCAGCAGCAGGAGCUGCAGCAGCACCUCCUGACCCUGCUGCUGCUGCUGCUGCUGAUGGUGCUGCUGCUGCUGCUGAUGGUUGCCCUGUAUUUGUAUCGUGGAUUCCUACGCUGCUCAGCUGGCUGCUGCAGCAAGCGCCGCCAGGGAGGCUUUCUGCUGCUGAUGCUGCUGCUGCUCUACCUAUACUUGCUGCUGCUUCGAGGCUUCCACAUACAGCAGGCCCAGCAGCAGCAACAGCAGAUCCAGCAGCAGCAGCAGCUGCAGCAGCUGCUGCUGCUGAAGCAGCAGCAAAGAGACGCGAGGCCAUUGCUGCUGCUGUCUCUCAAACCCUUCGUAUGCCGCUGCAGCUGCACAAAAGCAGUUAUCCCUUGUAG
Molecule: messenger RNA, 1353 nt
Organism: Eimeria acervulina
Lineage: Eukaryota; Apicomplexa; Conoidasida; Eucoccidiorida; Eimeriidae
Exons: 3
Coding region: 1-1353 (450 amino acids)
Source: RefSeq, a predicted model, not a curated record